Messenger RNA from Anthostomella pinea, 939 nucleotides. The record is from the annotation of a GenBank genome assembly. NCBI's taxonomy places the organism in Eukaryota, Fungi, Ascomycota, Sordariomycetes, Xylariales, Xylariaceae.
AUGCAACUCCAGCACCUCGCCGCGCUCGGCCUAGUCGCCCCCAGCGCCGCCCAAGCCAUCCAAGGCUUCAACUACGGCUCGACCAACAACGACGGCUCCUGCCGAGGCUACGACGACUUCAAAUCCCUCUUUAACCGCGCCAAGAACCUCGCCGGCGCCCCGGGCUUCGCAUCAGCACGCCUCUACACCUCCAUCCAGUGCGGCACGGCCGCGGACCCCAUCUCGGCCUACCAGGCCGCCAUCGACACCGACACGUCGGUGCUCGUCGGUCUGUGGGCCAGUGGUGGCCGCGCGGGCUACGAGAACGAGCUGAACGCGCUCGUCGCGGCGGCGAACUCGCUGGGCGCCGCGUUCGCGGACCGCGUGCUGGCGAUCAGUGUCGGGUCCGAGGACUUGUACCGGAGCAGUCCGCAGGGCGUUGCCAAUAAUGCGGGGGUCGGUGCCACGGGCGUCGAGAUCGAGGGCUUUAUCGGCUGGUUGCGAGAUUGGCUUCGUGGCACGGUUCUGGAGGGGAAGCCGAUCAUACACGUCGAUACUUGGACUGCCUGGGUCCUACCCGAGAACACCGGCGUCAUCUCCGCCGUCGACUUCCUCGGCCACAACUCAUUUCCCUACUUCGAGAACACCAAGCCGAACGCCAUCUCGCUAGCCUCCGUCAACUUCUUCUCGGCCGUGGCGGCGACAGAGAGCGUGGCCCAGGGCAAGCCCGUCUGGGUUACCGAGACGGGAUGGCCCACCUUGGGACCUAUGCAACGUGACGCGGUUGCAUCCGUUGAGAACGCGAAGAACUAUUGGGAAACCGUUGGCUGUUCCCUCUUUGGGAAGCGUAACACGUUCUGGUACACCCUCGUGGACGCGAACACCGCACAAUCGGAUAUCUCAUUUGCUCUCACUCCUCUUGACAGCGCCACACCGAAGUUCGAUUUGGCUUGCUCUUGA